Anarrhichthys ocellatus (wolf-eel) is the source of this 2979-nucleotide messenger RNA. It is a transcript of the gene plaa, whose product is annotated as phospholipase A2-activating protein. The record is from RefSeq and is a predicted model, not a curated record. Bases 89 to 2470 code for a protein of 793 amino acids. Lineage: Eukaryota; Metazoa; Chordata; Actinopteri; Perciformes; Anarhichadidae. The transcript is spliced from 14 exons. Gene Ontology annotation, molecular function: ubiquitin binding. Gene Ontology annotation, cellular component: cytoplasm; nucleus. Gene Ontology annotation, biological process: ubiquitin recycling; proteasome-mediated ubiquitin-dependent protein catabolic process.
CGCUAGCAUUAGCGGCCGGUGUUUGUUGACAGCAACGCCGCUUAAACAUAACUCUACUGUGGUAGUUUUAUCGUGUCGUCGGGGCAAAAUGGCAUCAUCUAACUCAUACAAACUCAGGUGCUCCAUCCCGGGACACGAAAUGGACGUUAGGGGACUCGCAUCUGCCGUUUUUCCAGAUGGAGCCUUCGUGUCUGUGUCCAGAGACCGAACCGGAAGAGUCUGGGUACCAAACUCAAGCCCAGACAAAGGUUUCACAGAGAUACACAGUUUGUCUGGCCACUCCAAUUUUGUAUCCUGUGUAUGUGUCAUUGCACCGAGUGAUACAUACCCUCGCGGACUUAUUGCCACGGGUGGAAAUGACAACAACAUAUGCGUUUUCACAAUGGACCAAUCACAGCCUCUAUUCACUCUCACGGGUCACAGAAGUACAGUUUGCACUCUGUCUUCUGGGAAGUUUGGGACACUUUUGAGCGGCUCGUGGGACAACACAGCCAAAGUCUGGCUCAAUGAGAAGUGCAUGAUGACCUUAGAGGGCCACUCGGCAGCAGUGUGGGCCGUGAUCAUCUUACCUGAACAAGGCCUUAUGUUGUCUGGAUCAGCAGAUAAGACCAUAAAGCUUUGGAAAGCUGGCCGCUGUGAGAAGACGUAUGAAGGUCAUGAGGACUGUGUGAGGGGGCUAGCAGUGAUCAGCGACACGGAGUUCUUCUCUUGCAGCAAUGACGCGAGUAUCAGAAGGUGGCUGGUGACAGGCGAAUGUGUGCAGGUCUACUACAGCCACAACAACUACAUCUACAGCAUGGCUGUCUUCCCCAAUAGUCAAGAUUUCAUAAGCACGGGAGAGGACAGGACUUUGAGGAUAUGGAGACAGGGAGAGUGCUCCCAGACCAUCCGUCUGCCUGCCCAGUCUGUCUGGUGCUGCUGUAUUCUACCUAAUGGCGAUAUAGCCAUCGGGGCCAGUGACGGCAUCAUCCGCGUGUUUACGCCAGCUGAAGACCGCAUGGCGAGUGUAGAAGACCUGCAGGCUUUUGAGGAUGAACUUGCAAAGACCACCAUUGACCCCAAGACGGGCGAUCUUGGAGACAUCAAAAUAGAGGACCUCCCUGGAAGGGAACACCUUAAUGAGCCUGGGAAUCGCGACGGACAGACACGUCUGAUCAAAGAUGGACAGAAGGUGGAGGCAUAUCAGUGGAGCGUCAGCGACGACCGCUGGAUGAAAAUCGGAGAUGUGGUCGGAGGCUCAAACCAACAGACCUCCAAGAGCGUGAUGUACGAAGGAAAGGAAUACGACUACGUCUUCACCAUUGACGUGAACGAGGGAGGGCCGUCCAUGAAGCUGCCUUACAACUUGUCAGAGGACCCCUGGCUGACGGCGCACAACUUCUUGCAGAAGAACGACCUCAGCGCCAUGUUCCUCGACCAGGUUGCCAAUUUUAUUAUAGAGAACACCAAAGGACUUGUGGUGGGACCAGCCCCGCCCACUGGUGGUGACCCAUUCACUGGAGGGGCUCGGUACAUCCCCGGGGCUUCUGAUGAAAGGUCAGGUUUUGGAGGCGAUCCCUUCACAGGCUCCGGUCGCUACAUCCCAGGGUCGGGUCCGAACCCAAGUGCUCGUGGAGGCGUGGCCGAUCCCUUCACAGGAGGAGGUGCCUACAGACAGACGUCAACCAACAUCUACUUCCCCAAGACCGACAGUGUGACCUUUGAGCAAGCCAAUUCCUCGCAGAUCAUUGCUAAGAUAAAGGAGCUGAAUGGAGAUGCACCUCAGGAGCACCGGCUUUCCGAAGAAAUUCUGGAAAGCCUUGAGAGGCUGCUUGUAUCCGUCUCUGAGCCCAACUCUUCCAAGUCUCCCCCAACCAUCCAAGAGAUCAACCUGCUGUGGAAGGCUGCUCACUGGCCCGAAGACAUUGUGUUUCCUGUCCUGGACAUUAUGAGGCUGGCGGUGCGCCAUCCGCAGGUUAACGAGAGCCUCUGUGGAGAGUCGGAGGGAGUCCAGUUGUGCAACCACCUGCUGAGCCUGAUGAGGCCUGAGGGGCGUCCCGCCAACCAGAUGCUGGCACUGCGGACUCUGUGCAACUGCUUCGGAGGCAGUCACGGCCGAGCCCUCCUCCUGGCCCAGCGUGAAGCGGUGCUAUCACGUGCUGCCGACCUGGCCGGCGUCUGCAAUAAGAACAUCCACAUUGCCCUGGCCACUCUUGUGCUUAACUACGCCAGCUGCCUGCACAGCCAACCCGAUCUCGAUGCCAAGGCCCAGUGCCUGUCUGUGGCCAGUAGAGCUCUGGAGACGGUACAAGACAAGGAGGCUGUGUUUAGGCUACUGGUGGCCUUGGGAACCACUGUGGCCUCAGACCAGACAGCCCGAGACCUGGCUCGCUCCCUGGGUGUCAACUCUCAGAUUUCCAAGUUCUCAUCGGUGUCUGAUUCAUCAAAGGUGGCCGAGUGUUGCCAGCUGGUUUUAAAAGAACUACAAUGAUUUGACUGAUUAGAGGGGGAAAAAGGGCCACUUCUUUCUUACUAUCACUCUGUUCAGUUGUGGUGGAGACCUAAAUAAUUGUAUGUUCUGCAAUAAAAAAGGACAAACUAAAUCUCUACAUAUACUUAGCUUGUGUUUUUAUUACUGCACCACCUUUCUAAAGCCCGUGACUAAUUUGUUGGGUAAAUGUGGGCCGAAUGCAUGUAAUAAUGGCUUAUAAAUGUGUAUGUGUGUGAUUUGCUACUGCCAUUUAACACUUUGACUUGAAGAAAUAAUACCUGAAUAAAGUACUAUUACAGAGCAAGUGAAAUGCAAAUUGUAACUGGGGAAAAACAGCUUUGGUGAGGGACGUGGAUAUUGUGAUGAUUAAAUGUCCUCACGGGUUAACGCUUCUUAAUUUCUUAUUAAAUUAACCAACUGCUAACCUAUACACUACUUAUUUGGGAUAAGAGCUCUAUUUGCAAUGCUACACAAAAUUUUCACAGUUUGUAACUGUUCUUUCAGUGGUU